Procambarus clarkii (red swamp crayfish) is the source of this 1659-nucleotide messenger RNA. NCBI's taxonomy places the organism in Eukaryota, Metazoa, Arthropoda, Malacostraca, Decapoda, Cambaridae. The record is from RefSeq and is a predicted model, not a curated record.
AUGUCAUAUGACACAGACCUGUCUGGUGUUCCUGUCAAUGGAUAUGACACAGACCUAUCUGGUGUUUCUGUCAAUGGAUAUGACACAGACCUAUCUGGUGUUUCUGUUAAUGGAUAUGACACAGACCUGUCUGGUGUUUCUGUUAAUGGAUAUGACACAGACCUAUCUGGUGUUUCUGUUAAUGGAUAUGACACAGACCUAUCUGGUGUUUCUGUUAAUGGAUAUGACACAGACCUGUCUGGUGUUUCUGUCAAUGGAUAUGACACAGACCUAUCUGGUGUUUCUGUUAAUGGAUAUGACACAGACCUGUCUGGUGUUUCUGUUAAUGGAUAUGACACAGACCUAUCUGGUGUUUCUGUUAAUGGAUAUGACACAGACCUAUCUGGUGUUUCUGUCAGUGGAUAUGACACAGACCUGUCUGGUGUUCCUGUCAAUGGAUAUGACACAGACCUGUCUGGUGUUUCUGUUAAUGGAUAUGACACAGACCUAUCUGGUGUUUCUGUUAAUGGAUAUGACACAGACCUGUCUGGUGUUUCUGUCAAUGGAUAUGACACAGACCUAUCUGGUGUUUCUGUUAAUGGAUAUGACACAGACCUGUCUGGUGUUUCUGUUAAUGGAUAUGACACAGACCUAUCUGGUGUUUCUGUUAAUGGAUAUGACACAGACCUAUCUGGUGUUUCUGUCAAUGGAUAUGACACAGACCUAUCUGGUGUUUCUGUUAAUGGAUAUGACACAGACCUGUCUGGUGUUUCUGUUAAUGGAUAUGACACAGACCUAUCUGGUGUUUCUGUUAAUGGAUAUGACACAGACCUAUCUGGUGUUUCUGUCAGUGGAUAUGACACAGACCUGUCUGGUGUUCCUGUCAAUGGAUAUGACACAGACCUGUCUGGUGUUCCUGUCAAUGGAUAUGACACAGACCUAUCUGGUGUUCCUGUCAAUGGAUAUGACACAGGCCUGUCUGGUGUUUCUGUCAAUGGAUAUGACACAGACCUAUCUGGUGUUUCUGUCAAUGGAUAUGACAAAGGCCUAUCUGGUGUUUCUGUCAAUGGAUAUGACACAGACCUGUCUGGUGUUCCUGUCAAUGGAUAUGACACAGACCUAUCUGGUGUUCCUGUCAAUGGAUAUGACACAGGCCUGUCUGGUGUUUCUGUCAAUGGAUAUGACACAGACCUAUCUGGUGUUUCUGUCAAUGGAUAUGACAAAGGCCUAUCUGGUGUUUCUGUCAAUGGAUAUGACACAGAUCUGUCUGGUGUUCCUGUCAAUGGAUAUGGCACAGACCUGUCUGGUGUUUCUGUCAAUGGAUAUGACACAGGCCUGUCUGGUGUUCCUGUCAAUGGAUAUGACACAGACCUAUCUGGUGUUCCUGUCAAUGGAUAUGACACAGACCUGUCUGGUGUUCCUGUCAAUGGAUAUGACACAGACCUAUCUGGUGUUUCUGUCAAUGGAUAUGACACAGACCUAUCUGGUGUUCCUGUCAAUGGAUAUGACACAGACCUGUCUGGUGUUCCUGUCAAUGGAUAUGACACAGACCUGUCUGGUGUUUCUGUCAAUGGAUAUGACACAGGCCUAUCUGGUGCUCCUGUCAAUGGAUAUGACACAGGCCUGUCUGGUGUUUCUGUCAGUGGAUAUGACACAGCAAGGCUUAUAAUCAUCCAAUAA